CUCAGUUAUAACAUGGGGACAACAGCUAGACAAACUUGUUAAUAAGGCGAUGAAUGAAUGCUUGGACAUAGAAGUUCCCUGUUCCAAUAUCAAUCACACAAAUCAAUUUGGUUCUGGAAAUCAAUUUCAGUCCGGAAAUCGAUUUGAAUCUAACGGAUUCCAAACUGUAACUGCUGAUAAGCUGGAGAAAGACUCAAAUCAAUUUCAAUUUAAAUCGGGUCAGAUCAAACCCGGCUUUAACCAGUUAGGUUCAACUGGAUCAGAUUUUAAAACCGGUUUUGAGCUUGACUCUCAGUACACCCACGCAGGGUUACCAAUGGAGCAAGAUUUAAAGACUGGAAACGGAUUCACGAACAGUUUCAAAAAGUGACAAAUAAAAUACUUAAAAACAUCAACGUGUUUUGAUCAAAGUGACUGAACAUUCGCCUUUAACUCUAAUUUUCUAAUCAUUUUAUCAGUGGUACUUGUAUCAUCAUAUAUUCAAAACUAAGAAUUUUGGCGGAUUAGAUAGAAUAAGAGUAAUUCAAGUGUUCAGUUCUUUAAAAAGUUUUAUAUAUUGUUGAUGAAUAAAAAACCAUUUUUAACAUGUGAACAGAAUGAUAAAAGAAAAGUUUUUCAUACAACUGUAAAAGUACAAUAUAUUGAGAAAAUUCCAGAAUUUUAUUUCUAAUACGAAACAUUACACUUACGAGAUUUAAAAUAAUUUUUCGUGGGACAAUGUAAACUAAUAUACUAAAAUCUUAUAUCAGGUUUAAACAGUUCAUUCAUUUUUAUAAAUAAUUUAAACUUGAAAAUCAGUUUCAUGAUUGCAAGUUUUUCUAUGAAUUAUUUCGUCCAACUUCUGUAAAAAUAUUUUACCAAAUCACAUGAAAUUGUUCAUUGCUGAAAAAAUGUCACCUAUCGACUAUAUACUAAAAUAGAUUUAAAAAUGAAUUUUAACAAAUUUCAAUUUCUUUUAUUUCCUCUGAAAUAGUGUUAUUUUGUUAAUA
Eurytemora carolleeae is the source of this 989-nucleotide messenger RNA. RefSeq lists its product as uncharacterized. Lineage: Eukaryota; Metazoa; Arthropoda; Copepoda; Calanoida; Temoridae. The record is from RefSeq and is a predicted model, not a curated record.